Bolinopsis microptera is the source of this 731-nucleotide messenger RNA. RefSeq lists its product as uncharacterized. NCBI's taxonomy places the organism in Eukaryota, Metazoa, Ctenophora, Tentaculata, Lobata, Bolinopsidae. The transcript has 6 exons. The record is from RefSeq and is a predicted model, not a curated record. The coding region runs from base 33 to 731 and encodes 232 amino acids.
GCAGUGUAUUGUAUUUUCGGUUGUGUAUAAAAAUGUUGCGAAUUUUACUGCUUUUUAUACCUCUACUACAAGGUGUUGUAGGAGAAGUGGCUUGUACUGAUCAGGUGGUGACAGAUAUUAAAUUACAGACUGAGGCCGCUCAAGAUGAAUAUGAUUCUGAGACUGAGUUGAAAACUUUAAUGGAGAUUGAACCAGAAGCUUCCAGGCAAACAGUUUUAGGCUAUUCUAUGAUCAACAUAAACCCUCCAAACUACAGUGAAGUCAAGUAUAGUCCUUGUCUUACAGUUGAUAAGAAUGAUGUGGCUGGGCAUAAAGUUGUCAUCUUGGCUCAGCCGUAUCCUCUUGGGGAAGGAUUCUGUGUUGACUCUGACAUGGAUGGAUUCGCAAGGCAAUGCAAUGUUAACGAGUUCAAGUGGUGUAACGACGUGGUUGAUGGAGCUCAGUUCCAGUUCUCUUGCUACCAACAGUCCUGUGAGAAAUCAUCUAUCAACAUUCUCGUUAAAAUGGUCGUCAGUGAAUCCAACGAAGGCGGUGAAGUAGAAUAUUGGUGUGACUCCACAAAUGACACCUACCCCUCCUCACUAAUCAGAACCAAACCCAAUGUCGCUCCCGACUACGAAGGGCAGGACCCGUCUCAAAACAAAGAGGCAAAAGAGGACAGUUCCGCUUUCAACAACACUGCCCAACUUUUUAUCCUCUGUGUUGCCUUCUUUAUUCCUUGUUUCUUCUAA